AUGAAAACGGUUGCAGAAGUCAGAACAGUGAAAUCUCAUAUUCACCACGCUAUUAGCACCACGCCUGAUAUCGAUUUGCUGCUCGAGGAAUCUCAAAAAACGCCCUUUACUACCCGCAUCACCGGAACAAGGGUUUCAGAUCCUGGAAAGAUCAAGGUAACGCCUUACGACGGUACGACCGAUCCAAGGGCACACUUGCAGGCUUUCCAUAUCGCAAUGGGGAGAGCCAAAUUCAAAGAAAGUGAAAGAGAUGUCGGCGAAUGCUGCCUCUUCGUCGAAAACCUCCAAGGAGGAGCACUCGAAUGGUUCUCUCGCCUGAAGCGAAAUUCCAUCGGAAGCUUUCGCAAACUCGCCUCGGAGUUCCUCAAGCAGUACUCUAUGUUCAUAAACCGAGAAACCUCCGAUGUCGAUCUCUGGAGCAUGUCCCAGGGAGAGGACGAACCUGUCCGCGACUUCAUAAAAUGGUUUAAGAUUCUCAUGGCUAGAGUCAGUGGAAUAAGCGACAAAAUACCAGUAGACGCACUCCGUAAGACGCUCUGGAGAAACCCUCGUAACGACAAAAACAUCCAUCACGGGGAAGAAGAGACACAGGGAGCGCAUAACUACGCCAUCAACUCCGGACCGGAGCAAGGCCGGACGACGGGUAAUACAUGGACCUGGAAUCCGAAUUACGACGAGAACACCUUCUGCGACUUUCACCAGGCCCGCGGCCACUUGACCGUAAACUGUAAAGUUCUCGGUGCCAGGUUGGCCGCAAAGCUGCUCGCGGGAGAACUCGCCGAAGUGUCUAGCGUAAAAGACCUCGUCCGCGGUUCAGACCGCCCUCUGAGAAACGAUAAGGCCCUGGAGAACUCUCUCCAAGGGAACCAAUCAGGAGAAAAGCGCAGGAGAAGGCAUGAUGAGAAGGACAACGACAAUAGUCGCCGCAGAGCUGAGACGAGAGCAAAUUUGCUAACCUGGUCUGCGCCUAGCGACUUCCCGAAAAGAGCAAUCACUUUCGAUGAAGAUGAGCCCGGCGGGAUCGAUCAGCCCCACUGCGAUCCGCUCGUGAUCGAUCUCGUGAUAAGAGAUCUCGAGGUCACAAGAGUUCUCAUCGACAAUGGUAGCACGGUUAAUGUCAUCUUCCGCGAUACUCUCAAGAGGAUGAACGUCGAGCUAGUAGAGGUAGUACCAUCGCCCAGGCCGCUAACCGGUUUCGAAGGCACGACGUCAAUGACCAUCGGAUCAAUCAAAUUGCCUGUUGCUGCGAAAGAAGUCACGAAGAUCGUUGACUUCGCGGUCAUCGACCAGCUUGCCAUCUACAACGUCAUUAUGGGCACGCCUUGGCUAAUAGCCAUGAAGGCAGUCACGUCGACUUAUCACUUAGGCAUCAAAUUUCGGACUCAUAACGAAAUUACUGCAAUAUGGGGAUGCCAGACACAGUCGAGACACUGCUUCCUGGCCGAAGAUAGUGAAAUCCAAACGGGCGAAGCUAACUCAUGCACUAACUGA
Messenger RNA from Brassica oleracea var. oleracea, 1491 nucleotides. RefSeq lists its product as uncharacterized. The transcript has 3 exons. The coding region runs from base 1 to 1491 and encodes 496 amino acids. NCBI's taxonomy places the organism in Eukaryota, Viridiplantae, Streptophyta, Magnoliopsida, Brassicales, Brassicaceae. The record is from RefSeq and is a predicted model, not a curated record.